AUGGCAGAGGACACGAUCACCUUUCUUCACAUCAUUGGAAGGCUUAAGGAAACGGAACGCACGGGUUGGGUUGAGAAUGGCAUUCCAAAACCGGAGUCUGUGUCCGACCACAUGUAUCGCACUGCGGUCAUGUGUAUGAUGUGCCCUGAUGAGACACUGGAACGAAAUAAAUUGAUUCGUAUGGCGCUUUGUCACGAUACGGGGGAGAGCAUCAUUGGUGACAUCUCCCCAAAGAUGGCUGUUUCCAAGGACGAGAAAUACCGUCGAGAAAAGGCGGCUGUUUCACACCUUAGUGGAUUGUUGGGGAAGGAAGUCCCUUUGUCUGCGGAGCUACAGGAGCUUUGGGAGGAGUACGAGGCGCAAAGCUCACCCGAAGCGCGAUUUCUCAAAGACAUGGAUCUUUUGGAGAUGAUCACACAGGCGCACGCGUAUGAGUUGGCUUACCCUGAGAAAGAUUUAAGCCCGUUUUUUGACUCAGGGGAGAAUAUCAAACACCCAUGGGCGCGGAAUAUUUAUGAAACCCUUUUGCGUACACGUCCCUUAAAGAAGCAAAGGGAAAAGGGUGUUGAGGAAUCAAAAUGA
Messenger RNA from Trypanosoma rangeli, 582 nucleotides. RefSeq names its product hydrolase of HD superfamily. Gene Ontology annotation, molecular function: 5'-deoxynucleotidase activity. The record is from RefSeq and is a predicted model, not a curated record. NCBI's taxonomy places the organism in Eukaryota, Euglenozoa, Kinetoplastea, Trypanosomatida, Trypanosomatidae. Bases 1 to 582 code for a protein of 193 amino acids. Gene Ontology annotation, cellular component: cytoplasm. The transcript has a single exon.